AUGUGGGGUUCGACGCCGGCAACAUCAAAAGCUUCCUCUCGAGAAAUUUAGGGCUUCGAGUCUCGGAAUCCUGGAUAGACGAGGAUUUGCUCGAGUUAGGGUUUAGAAUGGGAUUGUGUUGGAUUACGGAUGAGGAUGAGAUGAAGUGGUCGGAGUUUGAGAGUUUCUGAUGACGGACCGAGUCCAUGGCGGGCUGAGCGAAAAAAGUUUGCGCUUCCGAAGUUGUUUAGCGCGAACAUUGUACUGCUAAUGACGUGUGGGACCCGCACGCGUUUAGUACACGCUACCCGAGUAACUUUUUUGACGGUCUCCUACACUUAGUAGAUGGGGACCCACAUCCAUUGAGAUGGUGAAAUCAAGGGCGGCGUAGUUGUCAGUGAAAAUACCGAGGCUACUGGAAUCGAGUACUGAAGAUCUCUGGAAAGCAAACUACUCGCCCGUUCUUCACUUCUCUCGCCUCCAUCGACGCCCCCUCUCCCCCCUCCUCCUCCGCCGCUCGCUGCUCGCCGUCGGAACAAUAAAGGCGCCAUGAUCUCUACGGAGCCGAGUACGUCGGCUUCUUCUUCUUCUUCUUCUUCUUCUUCUCAGAGCCCUAGAUCUCCGUCGCCGUUUCUAUCGGUUACGGUCACCGACCCGGUGAAGUUAGGGAAUGGAGUUCAAGCCUACACCUCGUAUCGCGUCAUCAGCAAGACAAAUUUACCUGAAUAUCAAGGGCAAGAAAAGAUUGUUAUUCGCCGUUACAGUGACUUUGUUUGGUUGCACGACAGGCUUGCUGAAAAAUACAAAGGAAUCUUCAUUCCUCCUCUACCUGAGAAGAGCGCUGUAGAGAAGUUCAGAUUCAGUGCAGAAUUUAUUGAAAUGAGACGUCAGGCACUGGACAUAUUUGUAAAUCGAAUAGCUUCUCACCCUGAACUUAAGCAAAGUGAGGAUUUAAGGAUCUUUUUACAGGAAGAUGAAGAGACAAUGGAAAGAGCACGAUCUCAAGAAGCUGGACUGUUCAAGAAAAAACAUUCAGAUUUUAUGCAAAUAUUUAAGGAUGUGCAGUCUAAGGUUAGUGAUGUUGUUUUGGGAAAGGAAAAGCCUAUUGAGGAGUCAAAUCCUGAAUAUGAGAAGCUAAAGAACUAUAUUUUUGAGCUUGAAAUUCACUUGUCAGAGGCACAGAAACAGGCAUUUCGCCUUGUAAAGAGACAUAGGGAGCUGGGUCAGUCGCUGUCAGAUUUUGGUAAGGCAAUCAAACUUUUGGGCUCUAGUGACGGAAAUUCUCUUGGGAAGGUGAUCUCUGAGUUUGGUUCAAAAUCAGAAUCGUUAUCUUUGAAGCUAUACAAGGAGGCUCAUGACCUUCUAAUGAACUUUGAAGAACCCUUAAAAGAUUAUGUGCGAGCAGUGCAGUCUAUCAAGGCCACGAUGGCGGACAGAGCCAAUGCUUUCAAACAGCAGUACGAUUUAGUUGAAGCAACCAAGUUGAAGGAGAUUAAUUUUGACAAGCUGAUGUUAAUACAAUCUGAAAAGGCUGCAGAAGCAGAGAUUGAAUACAAAGAGUUGAAGUCGGAAAGUGUGGAGGCCACCCAAAAAUAUGAAACUAUUGUGAAGUUGAUGAGUGAAGAAAUAGUUCGGUUCCAAGAACAAAAGACCGCUGACAUGGGACUUGCCUUCCACGAGUUCUCAAAGGGACAAGAGAGGCUUAAGGAUGUAGCCAAUGCAUGGCGAAGUCUUCUACCAAAGCUUGAAACUUGUUCACCUUCCUCAUAAGACUUGUUGUUACACGGAUUCUGCACAUUUUUUUUUGUUAAUAUUCAACAAUUGGAGAAAGCUUCACGGAGUUAUUGCACUGUAGAGGGAAUUUUUACUGGUUUAUACAUGUAACUAACUUGUUGCUAGUUUCAAAUAAACCUGAAAUGUAUCAAUUGAGUACAUUGAAUCGAUAUACUUCUAACCAUAACAAUUGAUAGUUGCUAAACCGGCAGAUUGACUUCU
This is a messenger RNA of Asparagus officinalis (garden asparagus), 1974 nucleotides long. Its product is annotated as sorting nexin 1-like. Gene Ontology annotation, molecular function: phosphatidylinositol binding. The record is from RefSeq and is a predicted model, not a curated record. Gene Ontology annotation, cellular component: endosome. NCBI's taxonomy places the organism in Eukaryota, Viridiplantae, Streptophyta, Magnoliopsida, Asparagales, Asparagaceae.